GCCUGCAGAUUGCCCCAGCUCCUCUCUCAAAGCUGCUGCAGAGCCCAGAGCGAUCCAGGAUGAACUCCUUCUUCCUCGUCGUCACCAUCAGUCUCCUGAUUGUUAUUCAGAUACAAACAGAAAUCUUGGGAACUAAUGCUACUGUCCAGGCCAUGGCCAACGCCGCCGCCGCCACCGUCAAAGGCGGCACAGCCAAAGCCCCCACAACCAAAGCCUCCGCAACCAAAGCCCCCACAACCAAAGCCACCUCGAAACCCUCAAAGAGCGGGGCGGCAUCCAUUACCGAUGUGGGUGCCUACAAUUUCUUCUUCUUUGCCAACACCUUAAUGUGCCUCUUCUACCUCAGCUGAGGUGAAGGUGUCAGCCCUAUGCUCCUAAAACAGCUGCCACCAUCAGUAUCGAGAGACAUCCCAACCCAGUCCUCGGGAAGACCCAGAGAAUCUUGAGAAGUUAAAAGUUCACAGCCAAUGGCCAAACUUGGGAGGUACUGAUGGACGGUGCACCCAGCUGGGGCUCAAUAAAG
Messenger RNA from Psammomys obesus (fat sand rat), 523 nucleotides. Its product is annotated as CAMPATH-1 antigen-like. The record is from RefSeq and is a predicted model, not a curated record. Gene Ontology annotation, cellular component: sperm midpiece. Gene Ontology annotation, biological process: positive regulation of cytosolic calcium ion concentration. The transcript is spliced from 2 exons. The coding region runs from base 60 to 350 and encodes 96 amino acids. NCBI's taxonomy places the organism in Eukaryota, Metazoa, Chordata, Mammalia, Rodentia, Muridae.